Messenger RNA from Penaeus chinensis, 1847 nucleotides. Its product is annotated as carbohydrate sulfotransferase 1-like. The transcript is spliced from 4 exons. Gene Ontology annotation, biological process: sulfur compound metabolic process; N-acetylglucosamine metabolic process. Gene Ontology annotation, molecular function: N-acetylglucosamine 6-O-sulfotransferase activity. The coding region runs from base 8 to 799 and encodes 263 amino acids. Lineage: Eukaryota; Metazoa; Arthropoda; Malacostraca; Decapoda; Penaeidae. The record is from RefSeq and is a predicted model, not a curated record.
UCUGCAUAUGCACAAGGUGCACGUGCUCCACCGGGACCGCAACGACACCCGCGCGGCCGUGAGGCUCCUGAGGGACAUCCUGCGCUGCCGCCUCCUGCGCCACCAGGACCAGGUCUCCUACAUGGCGCAUCAGAAGUGGUACCUCAGAGAAAACGCCUUCCUAGGCAGCCGUUGCAAGCCCAGCAGGGCGUGCAGCAGCACUGCCUUCGUCGGCAAGGUGUGCCGCAUGGCGAGUCUGCACGUGGCCAAGGUGCUCCGCCUGAGCCUUCGGUGGGCACGACCUCUCCUAGAAGACGAAGAUCUGGACGUCCAGAUCAUCUAUAUGGUUCGAGACCCACGCGCUGUUUUCAGUUCCCGAGCUAGGGUCGACUGGUGUACGUCUUCUACCUGCCGCGGUUUUCAGACUGUGUGUUCUCUUCUGGAAAAGGACCUGACGGAGGCUGCGGCACUCCUACAGGAAUAUCCUCACAGGUUUAUGUUCGUCCAAUAUGAAGAAAUGUGUCAAAAUAUGUCAGCUGCCCUUGCUGAUGUAAUGGACUUCUUGGGGUUACCAGUAACUAAUGUACAAAUGAAUAUGCUGAAGUAUAAAAAAUCAUCCACUGACCCACUGAUCAUCACGAAGAACAGCCUCCUGCAGGCGCAGCUCUGGCGCAACAUGACCUCCUACGCGGAUAUUGUGAUUCCCGUCCAGGAACACUGCAGGGCAUCGUUGGAGAAACUGGGCCUCAGGAUUUUCUCUUCCAACACAGAGUUCCAGAACCUCAGCGUCCCAGCACUGAUCCGGCCUCCUAUACCGUAGCUCAUAAUUGAUUAAGAAUAAUUGGCUUAUCUUUGUUUUCACGAUGAAAGAAAUAUGGCAAACAAAUAUUGGCAUUUCUCCAUUUUUAUAAGCUUUUUCCUAACAACAACGAAGGAAAAGUAAUAUUUAUCAAGUAGGAAGACCCAUUGUUUCCAAUAGCAUUGUUUUUGCGAUGCUGCAUUCCUAAUCCUGAAACUAAUCUUAAAACAAACAAAUGUCAGUCAAAAUGUAAAUUUUGUUGAAUGAAGUAAAAAAUGUUGAGUCUCCAGUAACACGACCAACGUAAAACGGGUCGUUUUUUCAAAGCAUUACUAGUCGACAUCAGACUUUUUAAAAGUAAACCUAGGUGUUUCAGCUUCAGUAGCACUGGAUUUCAACCAAACAGAUUUCAUGAUAAAAUAACCGCAUCUUAUCGAUUAUGGAACUUGCUUCAUAGUCGAGCAAAACUCGGUCCUCAAAUUAGGGCGUGUUUAGGGAACCUCAACCUUUUUCACUGGACUUGUUCACUCCUUUAUAGUUGCACUAUCUGCUUAAUAGAGAAAAUAUUUUUAUAUGGUUGAUUACGGUUAAAAUAAAAGACAUUUCCUCACUUUACUCAACCAACCUAUCAUCAAAUAAGAUAUCCUGCCGGACUGGGGAAUACAGGGGUUGAUUUUGUUGUUUCUCCUCUUCCUCCUGGCAAAAGCAAGCGAGUUAAUGGAAUUCUUGUAAAUAUCCUGACUUGUUUGUGAAUGACAUAUCACUCGAGCUUUAUUUUCUUAAAUAUAAUGCCAAUGGCUUGUUUAGAUGUAUUGAUAAAAAUUACAUUAACAUUUUAUUUAAAAGCAGCCCAAGACCUCUAUUCAUACAGUAAUGCAGUCUUUUCAUUGGCUUUACCGGAAAAAAUAAAUCUGAAAUAUACAUCAAAAUCAGAUACCGAAAAAAAUUAUUUUGCUGCAAUGAUGUACUAGAUCAUGCAGAAGCUGGAAAAUAGACGUUUCGACUAGUAGCUUAAGGCAUAGCAUUUCUGUAUUGUUUGCCAAGAUAAUAAAAUCAGAGUUGAUAUAUC